CAGCGGCAGAAGCCCGUGGAUUAAUUGAGCGCACCCGCAUCCGAUUGGCGGCAAUCUUUGUGACGUUUACGGAUGUAAAUGGAGCAGAGCCGUUCUGCUGCUGUUACACAAGUCUUACAGGGAAGGAAGCGAAGAUGAGGGUUUCCACCAGUCAGCUGCAGCAGCUCACCAUCUUUACCACCGUGCUGACCGGAGCUGGGAUUGGCACCAUGUACUAUCUAAUGCAGAAGAAAUUUGUUGAGUCAGACUAUCACAGACUGGCUCUGCAGAAGUUGGAAGCAUGUUCAGUUGCCAUGGAAAGCCUGGGGGCCCCGCCAUUAAAAGUCCACAACAUCCAUCUGACUGACAGAAACAACCGCAUAGAUCAACGCACUGCAGAGAUAAAGAUCCCUGUGACCGGGUCACUAACUGGAGGUUAUCUCUAUACUUCUUCAAUCAGAGACACUGAUACCAACAGGUGGAGUCUGAAGCAGGCAGUUCUGAAGCUCAAGGAAGGACAGAUCAUCGACCUGCUGAAUCCACCUCCACCAGCUGCAGCACAAACCCAAGAUACAGUGGAGGGGCUGGACACAGGCCACUGGCACUGACCAGCUCCAUGUAUAAUUGAGAACAAUCAAAGUGGAAGCCAUCCUGCUCCUACCGCUAAUGACUAGAGAUCUGAUCAACUGUAAUAAUAUAGAGGUAUAUUUACCAAAUGGCAAAUCCUCAACUCCAGUGUCAUGUUGGAGAGACAGUUACUCAGCUCUGUGAUUGUUACUGAGCUGCUAACAGACUGCCCCGGAUUGUUGUGUUGUCUCCAGGUUUGGUUUUGAUAAAUAAUGUGGUGCAGCCAUGUUUUUGCACUAACUGUUGUAUUAUUGCUUCUCUUUUCUUUUAUAAUGAAUUUCUUUCGAAGUAUGAUGUGCCACAGGUCCAGACCUGCAAGAGCAACAGUGUUGAACAUGUAUCAAGGAGUAUUUUGCCUUCUAAUAUAUAAAAUACCCUCUCGU
This is a messenger RNA of Epinephelus moara (kelp grouper), 989 nucleotides long. Its product is annotated as cytochrome c oxidase assembly factor 1 homolog. The transcript has 5 exons. Gene Ontology annotation, biological process: mitochondrial respiratory chain complex IV assembly; mitochondrial respiratory chain complex I assembly. Gene Ontology annotation, cellular component: mitochondrial inner membrane. NCBI's taxonomy places the organism in Eukaryota, Metazoa, Chordata, Actinopteri, Perciformes, Serranidae. The record is from RefSeq and is a predicted model, not a curated record. The coding region runs from base 135 to 587 and encodes 150 amino acids.